GGCGGGAGCGGCGCCAUGUCCUGGUACCGGAACACCGUGUGGUUCCUGAAGGGGCUGCGGGAGUACACCAGGAGUGGCUAUGACUCUGCAUCCAAACGCUUUGUUCCGGCAGAUUUGGAGGUAAAUGUAACUGGAAGAUCCUUCAUGAUUACUGGAGCAAACAGUGGUAUUGGCAAAGCAACUGCAACGGAGAUAGCAAAGAGAGGUGGCACACUUCAUCUGGUUUGCCGAAAUAAAGAGAGAGCUGAAGAAGCUAAAAGAGAAAUAACAACAGAAACUGGUAAUCAGGUGAGUUUAGUAUUGAGGUUUUUGUUAAGCGCUUUACCAGCA
This is a messenger RNA of Terrapene triunguis (Three-toed box turtle), 330 nucleotides long. Its product is annotated as dehydrogenase/reductase SDR family member 12-like. Lineage: Eukaryota; Metazoa; Chordata; Testudines; Emydidae. The record is from RefSeq and is a predicted model, not a curated record. The annotation marks the transcript as partial. The transcript has 3 exons.